Morone saxatilis (striped sea-bass) is the source of this 5801-nucleotide messenger RNA. RefSeq names its product flocculation protein FLO11-like. The transcript has 7 exons. The record is from RefSeq and is a predicted model, not a curated record. NCBI's taxonomy places the organism in Eukaryota, Metazoa, Chordata, Actinopteri, Moronidae. Bases 3022 to 5502 code for a protein of 826 amino acids.
ACCGAAGCUGCCGGGGGAGUAAAGGGGAGUAAAGGGGAGUGGUCGGGUGGCGGCUGUGGGUGAUGGGCGCCAGAUUUGAAUUCAGGCGUGGGCGUGGCGUCCUCAAACAUGUCGAGGGUGAUCGAUAGAGCUGAGUGAUUGCUGAUUAGGUUUCUGAUGAGAAGUGCAGAUUAGUUUUUGCCCGAGAGUGACUUCUGCACCUGCAGCCAGUUGUAGCCAUGGUGGAAAAAGAGGCGACAAGGAACAUUUUGUGAAUCAAAGUAGUUCAUACAGGCAGUCACAAGAGGGCAGUGUGGGUGUUGUAGGUGUAGGGCGGGCCUCACAACACACAGAUAGUCGUGAUUGUAUCACCCUCAAGGGGUUUUAUAUAAUUGUGUCACAGUGUAGAUUGAAGGUGAGAUGUUUAUAUCCAAAUAAUGACCUGUGUUAGUGAUGUUGGGUUGAUAAACAGCAGUUUCAAAAAGUGUAAUCUGUCCAAACAGCCAGAUUAUACUUCUGGGCACUUUUUUAUGGCACUUCCUGGUCACAGAUUUACUGUUUGGUAACAUGAUUAAACAUGUUUAAUUAGGAAAAAGCUACACAAAACUGAAUCAAUGUGGGACACAGGUUUGUUUGUUUGUUUGUUUGUUUAUUAAGAUCCCCAUUAGCUUCUGUAUAACAGUCGCUAUUCUUCCUCAGGUCCACACAGUUUACAUACUAAAUUCACAUUACUCAUCACAAUACACUGACACAACACAUCGUAACGCACAUAUACUGUAGAUUAAACAAUAACAAUUAAAGCACUCUAUAGACAAACAAAACAAAAAGACUGGCUCUGAAUGAAUUCAUCAUAUAUUAACAAAAAUGUCCUUAUGAUCUAACAGAUAAGUAUCAACAUUUCACCAGAUUGACCAUGCUUCAAGUCUUGCACAUCAUUCCCCUAUCUUACAAUUUUAUUUAACCUUUUGUCAUCUUAUCAGUCAACAAAAACACAAUUCACAGGGAUACAUGAGCAUCUUUACAAGCAUAGGCAAGAUUUAAUAAAGAUAAAAGACAAGCUUCAUAAAACCAGUGUGAUCUAACUUGAGAAUUACAUUCAUAAACAUAAACAUUUUUGCUUUCGGUAUCAAUAACCUACUGUGGAUCUAUUCUUCUCCACCCUAGUGCUAAAUUAGCUGAUGUCAUGUUACUCCACAUGGAAAACCUGGGUUGGGUUCAUAAGUGGAAAGUUUUGUAGGUUGUUAUGUUGUGUUCAGGGGUUAACCGCUCAUAACAACCUCCCAACAGUCCUAACGUUGCCUUGAAAUAUGUAAAUACUACAUAGAGAAUGGAAAAUAAAGUGCUUCAAACCAUCAGCUUUCCUGGUUUGAAUAUCAAAUAUUCAACCAGGAAACACAAUUCCCAUGAAACUUGCAACACAAGAUCUCAGAGAAAAGAUUCAUAGAAAUCGGUGCUUGUGGGUGUGUGCCUGUGACUUAUUUUUCAGUUUCUGAGCAGGUCGUACGGCUCAUUAUCAAGGUCUCUAACAACCCUUAUUCAGGACAGUCUCCUCUAGUAUUGGUGAGACACGUUGCUUUGAAAUUUAUAGGAAUACCAGGGUGUGUAUUUGUACACUCAAAGAAUAUUAAAGAAUCUACCAGCCCAGCCUGUCACUUUCAGCAUUUCAGAGCAUCUUUUCCGCAUAUAAAAUAAAUUAUUAAUUUGUUACAUAACCAAUAGAACAUUUUGUUCAUUUCAGCUAUUUCCACCGCAGUAUAUAUUCAUAUUAUGCACUUGUCAAAAGCUGGGAUGCAUGGAUGAAACAAAUGUGAGCGUGGUCACUUUAUUCCUCUCUCUCUCUGCCUCUUCUUAUUUUAUCAUCAUCUUUUUCUCAUGGUUCUCCUCUUGGAGGGGAGAGAGGGGGGAGCAGAGAAAGGCGAGGUUCUGUUGUCAAAUCUGUCAGUCUCGCCAGCCUGGCCCCUCCUACCUCAGUGGAGGCAUUACAUACUGCUGGUGCUGGUGCUCUUAGCAACCGUGCCUCAGCAACAGAGCCACGGCAACAGAGCUCCACGGCAACAGCGUGCCGUGUCUCCCCAAUGGAGCUGCCAUUGGGCGGACCAGCGCUCAGGCACUACACCCAGAGCAGACCGAGACCUCACCGACAAAAACUGAACUAUCGUCCCAGCAGACCGCAGGUACUGUGAAGGAGGAUCAGAGAGGUUUUGUAAAAAUGGAGUGUGAAGGAAAAGGUGGUGUGUGUGUGUGUGUGUGAGGAGAGAAAAUGGAAGGGAGAGGAGAGAGGAGAGAUGUAAUAGGGUACAGAGGGGAGAGGCAGGGGGAAGGGAAGGACGGAGGGGGAGUGCUGUAAAAGAUGCCUGGUCCCUGCUUGAAUAAGGCAGUCCCAUUGUACUGGUCACCGGCUGUUUGGAGAAGCCACACUUGGUAUUAGACUGAAUGUCUUCUCUUGAUCUCGCUUUAAAAAAACAACCUUGUGGCAUUUGUAUUUUUUCCACAGGAUUGUAUCAAAAUCUAGUGAUCAUCUCCAUUUUCCACUGAGCUGAUCAUGUUGUCACAGAGCUAUUAGGCUGUAGACAUAUAGUCACUCCCUUGGAGCCAAUGGCCAGGGAGACAAAAUUCACGAAAUUCCCCUGACAGCAGAUCAUGUAACGGUGACUUCUGCUAAAUUUGUGUUCUGCAGUCAACCUCCUGGCUUUUAUUGCUACUUGUGGGCACAGAUGUUAAUAUGAUCAGGAUGAUGCAACGCUGUACAGCUGCAAUUUCAAUAUCACAUUACCUACAUUGGCAAAAUGAGUUAUCCUGCUUUCAUUCUGCAUGUAAAAUCCAGUGACGCCCCCCCAUUGUACGUUACUGAGCAACUGACUCCCAGGAGACUGGUUUGUAGCAUGACUGGAUGAGAUAUUCAAACCAAAAUAUACCUAUAGAGGCAGAAGAAACACUAGUGCCAGAGUGUGUGGGUUUUUCAGAGGUGAGGCUUAUGUAAUGUAAAGUUACGUGUGAUGCAAGUUUCUCUUCAACAUCAGUUUGUUUGAUCUUUGGUGUAAAAUGUUUGUGUUUUCUGUGCAUGUGUUUGGUAAUCAGGAGACAAUAAUUGAAAGUGACAAUGAAGUUCUUGAGCUCAUGGGGAGGGUGGAUGAAGGAGUUGAAGAGUUCUUUACUAAGAGAGUACUUCCUACUGAUACACUAAAAAAGCAAGAUGAGGAAUCUAUCACAGUGCACGAAGUGGCUCCUGCCAGCGCUGUCCCUUGUCCACCCCCGACAAAAACACUCAGGAGGAAGCUCGGUGAUUUCUUUACUCUCAAAAGGAGACGAGGCCUGAAGUCGGAACCGAGCCAAGAGGGACGUCCCAAAAAGGCCUCCAUCGCUGAUUUCAUCCGCCCGCUCAGGGAGGUCGCCAGAGCUGAGAAAGAAAAGGAAAAGGACCGAGUGAAGGAACAUGACAAGGAAAAUGAAAAGGAGAAAGCAAAAGAACAUCCCAGCGCUCUUACUGGAGAGUCAGCUGUUCAGGAGACACCUGUUUCUGGUGCUCCACCACUGAGGGGAGAAGCGGUGCCUCCCCGCCGAGCUCUCAGAGAGGGGAAGUCCCAGUCUCUCAUUUUGCUGUCUGGAUCAGCAGCAGGGACUACUAAUGCCAGAAACACUGCAAAGAAACAAUUUGAAGGCCAACAUAGCUUUGAACAGAAACUCCAUCUCAUGCUCCAACGCAUUGGAGUUUCCAAAGCCCAGCCAGGAGAGACACAGAAUCAGGAGGGAGAGAUGAAAAAAGCAGAAUCUGAAGGUACUAUCAUUGACAGCAAACCUGAGCCACCACCGACUUUCACAAAACCUCGAACGAUGUCUGCGUCGUCAGACACGAGGCAUCAAAUUCGCCCAAGUGUGUCAGCACAUGAGUCAGCUGGGAAACCCGCUUUGCUUCCAAAGCCAGUUCUCAAGCCGGGUCCACCCCCGACAACAUCUGGCCGCAACACACCUGAGAACGAGCUAGCCCAAAUACAGGAAGGGGAGACAAACACGCCCACUAAACCGAGUCCAGCUGCAGCUCCGUCUACCCCAGCUGCUCCUGCCCUCACUGACACCACCACCCCUUCUGUACCGACAAUCUCAAACUCAGUCUCUGACUCAACCGAUUUUACAAUUUCCCCUUCAAGUACUGUACUGCCCUCUGACACAGAUAUAUGCACUGACUCUGUUAACCCCGCUGCAGCAGCUACAACACCCACGAAUGUUACAGAGCUCGACAACAAACCUAUCCACGAAGCUAACGCCACUACCACUGAACAACCCACCGCUACCUUUCUGACAACCCUUACGAGCACCACUACACCCACAGAGCCCCCCGCCACUGUCUCAGUUACUUCCACUUCCAUUACUCCAAGCCUCUCUGUCACUUCCAGCUCAACGAUAACUACGCCUUCCAUUACCACCUCAGAAACCGUUGCUGCUCCCAGCUAUGAAAGCCCGGUUUCCACAACAUCAACAAAUCUGUCAGCUACAUCGACUCUCCCAGAGCCGAAUGGUAUUCUCUCAGUUGAUGCUGCUCCUGCUGCAGGUGGUGAUGCAGCUAUUUCUCUCACCACCGCAGCUUCUUUACCCUCCACCAGCAUAUCAGAUAUGUCUACUACCACCAAUUCAGUUACUGAAGCUGGUGAUGAUUCCACUUUAGUUACCUCUGCCAGCUCUCUAACCUUAGUUUCAUCAGUCACUAAAACAACAUCUCCACCCCCUGAUGGCCCUGACGCCCCCAUUACCUCUUCUUCCUCUCCGGCCUCUUCUGCCCUUCCUCCCACCAGCUCCACCUCUUCCACCACCACCGCCACUACAAGCCCAACAUCCACCGACUGCAUGGACUCUACUUCCAUCAUUACUCACUCAGCCAUCCCUAGCCCUUCUGAUAUCUCUGUACCCUCCACUUCUUCCAGUGAGACAAACCCUACAGACACCACUACCACCACCACCAGUUUAAACCGUGCAGACACCACUUCCACCCCCAGUUCAGCAAACGCAGCUGCGAUUAGUUCCCCUCUCUCGACUGACUCAGACCCCCCUGACCCUAACAAUAUCAGCACUACCCUCACACCAACUAGCUCUGGCCUCCCUGAUACUGAUAACUCAAGUGCUGCUUCUCACCAUUUGACCAGUCCAGCGCCCUCCAAUGAUAGUCCAGGUCAAAAUAACGAUGUACAAACACCUUCCGAAGAAAGAUCCAGCAUAGAGCUUGCGGAGAAGAGCGCAGCAGAUGAGGAGCUUGAGACGGUUCAAAAGAGCAAGCAGGCUGAGACAGACGAGAGCAAGAAAGUCAUCGAUGUUGGGAAUGAGAGCGAGAAUGAAAAGGGGAAACCAGCUCUGGUCAACAGCGACGUGAUGAGGAAAGAAGUGCAGGAGGAAAGUGUGAAACCUGAAGAAGACGCAGUGAAAACAGAAGUGGGAGUGGCUGAAACUGCAUCAGGGAAGGAGGGUGAGCUGUAUAGCGAUGAGGGGGUGACAGGUCAAAAACCAGAAGAAACCAAGUCAGUGGGUGUGAAGUAAUUAAAAAAUCAACAAAUUUAUAAACACGGGACCAACUACUGUGACGGGGCAGGAGAGGCCACAGUAAAGGGUAAAGGGGGGCAGAUGAUCCAUGGCACUUCCUACAGGGACCACCACAUUAAAGCAGCACACCACAAAGGGUGGGCCACUGGACCAAAGAACUGAGAUCCCCUUGGUGUGAUGUAAUCAACAAAUCCAGCAGUGUCUUUGUCCUUUUUUAACUUAUGUUUGAAUUUUUGCAUUGCACGUAUGAUUAUGUACCAUAAGACAACUCCUGUGGUAAAAUACACCAUGUUAUA